Drosophila hydei is the source of this 781-nucleotide messenger RNA. RefSeq lists its product as uncharacterized. The transcript has 2 exons. The record is from RefSeq and is a predicted model, not a curated record. NCBI's taxonomy places the organism in Eukaryota, Metazoa, Arthropoda, Insecta, Diptera, Drosophilidae. The coding region runs from base 82 to 699 and encodes 205 amino acids.
CGGGCGCACUAGCCUUUAACUUAGUUAGUUGGCCAGCUUAGUUGCCUGAGCAGAGUGUUGCUGUAUAGAACUAAGUGCGGAAUGUCUAAAAUUUUACUCUUCAUAUCCUGCCUGCUGGCUGUGAGCUGGGCGCAUGGCCUGCCGCCAGCGGUGCAGCUGGGUGGUGCCAUUGUCGCAGCCGUCGAACAGGAUGCUGAGGAGGAAGAGAAGGCAGCAGCCACAAUCUCGGAGCAGCGUUGGCUGCAACUAGCAGAACAGCAGCUGGAUCUAGUGCUCGGCGGCGAGCUCAGUGGACAGCAGUUGACUCAGUUGCUGGGCAACUGGUCGGCCGAAGCUCGCGGCAAACAUCACAAACACAAGAAGCUGCUCAAGAUGCUUUUCCCCCUGCUGAGCGCUGCGGUGCUGGCCAAGUUUAUAUUGUUGCCCUUGAUCUUGAAAUGGCUAACGGCGCUCUCGGCCUCAUCAUUUGUCAUGGGCAAAAUAGCGCUGGCUGCCGCCGGUCUGCUGGCCUUGAAGUCCAUGAUGAGCCCAACUCACGAACGUCUGGAAAUUGUGCACGCCUCGGCGCCAACGAUCAAGAGCUACCACGGAGAUCUGUCCUCAAGUGGCAGCAACUGGAUACCACUUAGGCAGCACUAUAUACCGCUGGGCGUGGCCAAGGAUGCGACGUAUCGUUACGAUAAUAAGCCCUUCCUAUAGAGCCAAGAUCUGUAUAAGUAUAUUAGUGUUAGUGUUAGACUUAGCCAAUAGGCCAAUGGUAAUAAAGCCACAUAACUCGUCA